AAUGAGAGAGCGAGAGAGAGAGAGAGAGAGGAAGAGUGCAGGGUUUCCUCUCAUCCAUAGCCUCAGUACACCGGACUGUCAUCCAUCAGCUCUCUGCCGUGGUCCAGUUCCGUUUCCAUUUAGUUUCACAGUUGGCGGACAUAGCAUGGACACGAUUUAAGACGUAGCCUACUACCGAUCAGUCAGCAGUUUCACUUGCUAAAAAGAACAAAUUCUCUUAAAGCUCGUCCGGCUAAAGUCAGAAUAAUGAUGGAGUAUUGGAGGCAGUGCUCGCUGUGGUUAAUAAACUGCAAGGUGCUUCCAGCUAACCACCGGGUUACAUGGGAAUCUGCACAGGUAUUUGAUUUGGCUCAAACUCUCCGGGAUGGAGUCCUCCUCUGCCACCUGCUCAACAACCUGAGACCCCAGUCCAUCAACUUAAAGGAAAUCAAUCUCCGGCCGCAAAUGUCACAGUUCCUGUGCCUGAAGAACAUCAGGACUUUCCUGGCAGCGUGCAGCGAGCUAUUCGGCAUGAAGAAAAGCGAGCUGUUCGAGGCCUUUGACCUUUUCGACGUCAGGGAUUUUGGAAAGGUUAUGGACACACUCUCGAAACUUUCCCACACAGUGUUUGCACAGCAAACUGGAGUCAGGCCGUUUCCAUCCGAGGAUAGUGUUGAACAUGACGAUAUCUACAACCACCUGGAGGACCUUAUAGAUGAGAACGGGUUGGAGGAUGAGGAGGAUCUAUAUGACUGCGUGUAUGAUGAUGAAGAUGGAGGAGAGAUCUAUGAGGACCUGAUGAAGACAGAAGCUAUCCCGCCUCCGGCGUUCCAGAAGCAAGCAGAGACUGACAUCAGGAGUUGCUGUUUGACAGAGAUCAAGCAGACAGAGGAGAAAUACACUGAGACCCUGGAGUCUAUAGAGAAGCACUUUAUGAUGCCCCUCACCAUGUUUCUAUCCAUGGCCGAGAUGGAAAAGGUGUUUGUGAACAUCCCGGACCUGGUUAAAGUUCACAAAUGUUUACUGAUGGAAAUCCAAAACUCAGUCCAGCACAGAAGUGCCCAGAACGUUUACCAGAUCUUCAUCACUUUCAAAGAGAGGUUGUUGAUCUAUGGGAAAUACUGCAGCCAUGUGGAAACAGCCAUCGCCAGUCUGGAUGACAUCUGCAAAGACAGAGAGGACAUACGCAUGAAGCUAGAGGAGUGUUCAAAGAGAGCCAACCACGGCAAAUUCACACUGAGGGAUCUACUAGUGGUUCCUAUGCAGCGUGUCUUAAAGUAUCACCUCCUCCUGCAGGAGCUGGUGAAACACACUCAAGAUGCCACAGAGAAGAGUAAUCUGCGGACGGCAUUGGAUGCCAUGAAGGACUUGGCUCAGUACGUCAACGAAGUCAAGCGAGACAAUGAGACGUUGCGAGAAAUAGAUCAGUAUCAGAAAUCCAUCGAAAACCUGAAUCAGCCUCUGAGUAACUACGGGAGACCCAAAGGUGACGGGGAGGUACGGGUGGCCUCGGUGGACAAACGAGCUAAACAGGACAGGCACAUCUUCCUGUUUGACGCUGCGGUGAUCGUUUGUAAGCGGCGAGGAGACAACUAUGAGAUGAAAGAAGUGAUCGACCUGCACCUCUUCAAGAUCACCAACAACCCAACAUCGGACAAGGAGAACCGAAAGUGGUCCUACGGAUUCUACCUCACUCAUAACCAGGGCCAGAGCGGCUUUGAGUUCUUCUUCAAGACCAAAGAGCUGAAAAAGAAGUGGCUGGAUCAGUUUGGCAUGGCCAUAUCCAACAUUCGUCCUGAGAACGCCACUAACAACUCCCAUGAGUUUAAUAUGCACACCUUCGAAAGGAUCACCUCUUGCAACUCUUGCCACAUGCUGCUGAGGGGCAUCUUUAACCAGGGCUACCUGUGCUCCAAGUGUGGUUUAGGUGCCCAUAAAGAAUGCCUGGGCCGCUUUGGCAGCUGUGGAAAAACAGAUCCCGGCUCCGUCAGAACUCAGGGCAAAGAUCAAGAUCCAGGUCUGCCCAAGAUGCUGGUAAUCAGGAACUACUUUGGUGUGCCGAGCCCUGCGUCUGGUCCAGCACUGAGCAUCCAGACAGGCGACAUCAUUGAAUUAAUCUGUGCCGACCUGCACAGCCCCUGGUGGCAGGGCAAAAUCCUGACGACGAAAGAGGUUGGCUUCUUUCCAAGCGACGCUGUGAAGCCUUGCCCAUGUGUCCCGAAGCCCGUCGAUUACUCCUCUCAAGCAUGGUUUGCAGGGCCCAUGGAGAGGCUCCAGGCAGAGGCAGAACUCGUCAACAGGGUCAACAGCACCUACCUGGUCCGCCACCGCAGCAGAGAGUACACAGAGUACGCCAUCAGCAUUAAGUACAACAACGACGUGAAGCACAUAAAGAUCCUGACCAAGGAGGACUGCUUUUACAUCGCAGAGAACAAGAAGUUCAGGAGCAUAUUUGAGCUGAUUGAGUACUACAAACACCACUCCUUAAGAGAAGGUUUUAGGAGUCUGGACACCACAUUGAAGUUUCCUUACCAGGAACCGGAGAACGCUGCUAUGCACCGCCUCAACCGGUCGGGUGGCAACACCCCAUUGCUCUGCGGCCUCUCUUUUGUAACUCCUGCCGGCUACAGCUUUGUACCUCCUUCCUCUGCUCCCUUCUGGUCAGUGUUUACUCCGAAAGUGAUUGGUGUGGCGAUAGCGCGGUACGACUUCAGCUCGCGUGACACCCGGGAGCUCUCGCUGCAGGAGGGUGACGUGGUGAAGAUCUACACAAAGUCAGGAGCCAACGGCUGGUGGAGGGGCGAGGUCAAUGGCAGGGUCGGCUGGUUCCCAUCCACAUACGUAGAGGAGGGUGAGGAGUGAAAGGUCCAACAUGGGAACAAGAGUACGAUAAAGAAAGAACUGCAGCAGUGGAGUAAGCAAACUGUGAACAUAACAGUAACAAACAGAGUGAGCUUCUGCACUGCUGCUUGCCCCAGUGUUACUUUUCAGAGCAGAGCGGGCGGCUUCGCUCUCCUCGAUGGAGUCCUGCUGCCGACAGCCACCCAGAGGCCUUUGGGAGAGUAAAGGGCUACAGAACGCUGGAGAUGCCCUAUCAUUUCUGGUUGACUCUGUGUGGCUAAGUGACUCCACCAACUAGCAGCUUGCCUGUCAGCGGGGCACAAGCCUUCGCCAGACACUCCUCCCUCCCUCCCUAACUUCAUCCCUCCAUCCAUAAUUCACCCUGCGCUCCCUUCCUCUCUCUGCACCGGCCAGCCCAUAACUCCCACCUGUUUCUGCUUGCCAAGUCAGCCGUCGCCAGUCUGUCAAAAGUAGAUACUCAAAAGCUGCUCCUCCAUUCGUGCACUCAUCCAUCCAUCCAUCCAUCCAUACACGCAUCCAUCCUCCCUCCCACCCCCUGUGGGAAUAGAGUAAUCUGAGCCGGAAAAGACCCACACUCUAUUCAGUUUUUUUUUUUCUUCUUCUUAUCCCCUUCUCUCUCUGAAGAGAUUUCAGUUAGUUUUGACCUUGCCUGUGUGUGUUUCUUACACUAAUGCAGUUGGUUAUUGAUGACUUGAUGACCCAGAUUCUCUCUCUCACACACACAUACACACACACACACACACACACACACACACACACACACACACACACACACACACCACCCACCUCUCCUCCCCUUCAGAUUAUGAUCACCUCAUACACGCUCUUACAGGAGAUGUAAGAGAGGGAUAGUAUCGCUGCGCAGUGCCAGCAAUUGAUCGCUGUUGUUCCUAUUUUCCUCCCACCUCCUACAUUCUUUAUCUGCAGCCCAGCCUCUCAUGUCUUUAGUUGUCUUGGCAGUUAGUGAUCCUCUGCUCUUAUCGGUGGCAGCCCUGUCAACAGGAGCCGAGGGUUUAUCUUAUUGGAGGCAUUAGUGGCUCGUCGGGGAACAAGCCACACUAAGCCAGCUGUCCCCUUAACAUGAAAAAGAAAAGCAGAUGAAACACAAACGCAGCCCAACAUUGUUCUUCUUUUUGUCCUCAAAUUUUACACACUUCACACUUUAUUUGCUUUGUUCAGCAUGUCUCGAUUCUUUUGUCAGUUCCAUCAUCUACAGAUAUGAUGGAUACGAUGCAGUUUGAUUGAUUGCAUUCUCGCAAAAUGAUCAAUACUACACUGGUAGUCUACGGAGGGUUAUCUACCCAGAUUUGUACUUUUGCAACAUUUUUACCAGAUUAUGCAUCAAAAUGUUUUAACAUCAUCUUCCUAAGUGUUAGUCAAGACUGAGUCGUCUGUGAUGACUGCUAUUUUAGAGGGUUUUUUCCACUCAAGAAUACAAUUUGUGCAGGAACAGCUGCAAUUUAGGGGAUUUAUUUGGCAAGAAAAACGUCCAAUUUAAAAAGGUCUUUAUGUAUUGACUCUUUAAUUCAAGCUCUCAGAAACCUUUUGCCAUUGCUUAUAUCUUCCUGCUAAGUGUCCUCCCUCUCAUCCUCUCUCCUUUUCUGUGUUCCACCCUCACCCCCUGUAUACAUUAUGCACACGGUUUUCUUAAUCCACAGUGAAAGAGGAUUUUCCCACAUUUGAGGGAAUAAAUACCUUUAUAGCAAAACAUGCUGCACACGUGAUGUUAACACUCACUAAUAUGUAUUCAGAGACAAGGCCGUGUACAGAGAAUCCAAAUAGUGACUUAUGUCUGGAGGUGAGAGCAGUUGGCUUUGUGCAGCGAUGUUUUAAUCUCAGCCAUGAUGUUGAUUCUCUCUUUAAUAUAUAUAGAGAGAAACAAACUAAAAAACAUACUUCUGUGUUUCAAAUAUAUGUACAUAUUGAAAUGUUUUAUUUAAUUCAUGGCUGGUUAUUUCUCUUCACACAAUGGAUAGAAGUCAGAAGCAAACUCUAAACCAUUCCUUUAAAUUCUUCUUUCUUUAAAGCUGUGCUUUGGCUAUAUUUCUUACGUUCCCUCUCACUCCCUUAAAUACAGACUUUGACGCAUGGCAUUUUAAAAAUCAUCCAUCUUGUGUCUGUUAAGGGAAACUAAUAAUGCAGUGUACAUAAAAUACAAUAUCGGGGUAGUUUACGAAGAGGCAGCAUUCUCUCGUUGACAGCUUAAGUGAAAACAUGUAUCACACAUAGAAGAAGUCAGAUCGUUCACAGCUAAUAGGGAAGUUUAACCACUUGAUGAGAUCAAGGAAGCCGUCAUGUGGCUAACUAUGGACCCUGCCUCUGCUAACAGCCCUCAGGGCUUCCAAUGAAAGCUAUCAUCCUCCCCCGUCAUGUCCUCAUUGUGUCCAUGCCAUUGGCUAUUGUGUCAGAUAUGUGUUUUGUGAAUCUAACUAAGACUUUAUUGUAAAGAUAUGCUUUUGUCUGCUCUUAAUGGAGCCAUUAUGAUUGGAAAUCCUAAAUAGCCCCCUGCCACUCCAUGCCAUUAUCAUAUGUGUGACAAAAGAUUUUUGUUCUCAGUCACAUUGUUUAAUACUGGACUGAAGAAAUGUGUCACAAAGGGGUCAUUUUAACGUAUUUCUGCAUCGUGACGUCCCUCUUUUUUCCACAUUGUGUAUUAUCAACAGAGUCUUUGAGUGACCACUAGAUGGAAGCAUCCCAAACACAUCUGUUUCUCUCCAAGCCAGUCACCUUCAACUUGCUCAAGUUUGGAGAUGACAUCAUCUGAUGAGGAGUUAAGGAUGCAUUUUGCAUCGGCCUCAGACUUGUUGCUGUGAGUGAGAGGGAACGAAGACGCCCGAUAGACUAAACCAAAGUAUCAAAACACUAAGAGUCAUGAUUAAUAAUGCAGGUAGACUAAAAACAUGCAAAUACGAAAUUAUUUGGACAGGUUGUAUUGUAAAGUUUCUUCACAGUCCCUGUCUUCUACCAGGUGUUAUUCCCUAAUUUCUUUUUUUUAAUUGUUCCUGAUAUUCCAGGAACUUCUCUUCCCCUCCUGCUUCCUGAAAUGUCUGCAGUCUCUGAGCAGUCACACAUUACAUUUAAAACAUCUUUAGGAAAUCUGUGGCAAGGCAGCGGCACAAAUGAGAUUCAGCACAAGCGCCUCUCGCCCGUCUCGGGAGAACUGGAGAGGCAGGAGAGGCAGAGUAGGCUCCUCUAAUCGCAGACUCCAGUAAUCUACUCCCGCACUCCUCCUCCGCCCAGAUGAACUCUGACAGCGGGGCCAUUUACAACUGCAGGCCUUCCUCUGCUGCGAGUGCGCUUCCAGAUUUUUUUUUUGUGUGCGCAGGAGGGACGGGAGGAAAGGCUCAAGGGUAUCUGUGAUCUAAUCAUUACACCAUCUCCUCACCCCGGCGACCCCGCUGCAUCCAUCUCUCUGUCGGCUCCUCUCUCUCUCGCUCUGUCUCACCUUGUCACUUCCCUUCUCUCUCUCUCUCUCUCUCUCUCUCUUUACUGCUCUCUUUCCCCAUCUAUCUUUCAUCCAAUCUCUGUCUUCUCAGUUUCUCUCUGUAUUCUGUCCCUCACCCAGAUGCUCUGUAGGCUGUAACUGCCACUGCUGUAUGUUGGCGGGAGGAGAAUAGACAAUAUUAUCAGGAGAGGAGGGAGAGAGGCGGUCUCACUCUCUAUAAACAACCACAGCAAAACAAAACGAGGACUAGUUUAAUUUUACCACAAAAAUUCAUAGACUUAAGAGAAAUGAUGCCAAUUAUAGACUGAAUUAGAAUCAGCUCUCAGCACUGUUAUCUCCUCAUAUAGUGUGUGUGUGUGUGUGUGUGUGUGUGUGUGUGUGUGUGUGUGUGUGUGUGUGUGUGUGUGUGUGUGUGUGUGCACAGAUUCUGUCCAAAUGCAGAGGCACGCACCACGUACGUGUGGAGAAACAUUUUGACAGGAUUUAGGGCCGGGCAAGUCUUUGCCCAGCAGGGGUUUUAGGAUACAAUCUCCUUAACCAACCUGAGAGGACAAGUAGUAAUCUGAACAGAAACAUAAUACCAACCAUACCUGAAAAAAAUAUGUCAUAUAAUAUUUCUUUCUCCCUGGGCUGAAAAUCCAUCCUUAAUCGAUUCAUCCGCCCGUCUGUGUUAUACUGUAUGGCUAUCAGCACUCAUUGUUGACCCAAGUUUGCAUUCACUGUGUUCUCGCUCCAUGUCCAUGUUCUGUUAUGCCUGUGAAGCCAAAGAUGUAUGCUGUACACUCCCAUGUUGUGUCUCUGAACCACGGUACCUGACCGCUGUGGCCUAACUCUAAAACCGUGCAAUCUUGACUGUGUAGCAUUACCGUGUAUUGUUGCUGUACCAUACUGUAAAAUAUGUACAUAGCACAUAAUAAAGAUAUACAUUGCUUCUUUUAA
Molecule: messenger RNA, 7225 nt
Organism: Sander lucioperca (pikeperch)
Lineage: Eukaryota; Metazoa; Chordata; Actinopteri; Perciformes; Percidae
Gene: vav3a
Product: guanine nucleotide exchange factor VAV3
Exons: 28
Coding region: 247-2841 (864 amino acids)
Biological process (GO): regulation of GTPase activity; cell migration; intracellular signal transduction
Cellular component (GO): cytoplasm; plasma membrane
Molecular function (GO): guanyl-nucleotide exchange factor activity; protein binding
Source: RefSeq, a predicted model, not a curated record